AUGAAGGAUGUCUUCGAUAUGAGCAAAUGGCAUAAGUCCACAGGCAUCUUCCGAAGCCCUCCACUGAAGGAUCCACUGAGACCCAACAGCUUCCCAGCAGUUACUAUACAUGAGAAACAAGAUGUACUAGUCCAUAAUCUUCUCCAAAACUUGGCUGAGGCAGGAGACAUACUGCUGGACUCCCCAGCAGUCCCCACCACUAGUCUCUAUUUCCCAGAUAUAACAAUGGCACAGGUGGAGGAGUCAGUACUUCAGGCAGGAAACACAGCCCCUGGCUCAGACGAAAUCCCAACCUGCAUACUCAAAGUGGCAUGGCCUCUGAUCAAGGACAAGACCAAUCGCUCUCCUAUUAGUACUUGGCAAAGGACUGGAGCGCUUGGUGGCACGGAAUAUGGCAUGGAUCUCUAUAUACUACAAAGUAUUAGUAAGGCAACAAUUUAG
Molecule: messenger RNA, 441 nt
Organism: Talaromyces stipitatus ATCC 10500
Lineage: Eukaryota; Fungi; Ascomycota; Eurotiomycetes; Eurotiales; Trichocomaceae
Exons: 2
Coding region: 1-441 (146 amino acids)
Source: RefSeq, a predicted model, not a curated record